This is a messenger RNA of Aspergillus bombycis, 903 nucleotides long. RefSeq names its product phosphotransferase family protein. Bases 1 to 903 code for a protein of 300 amino acids. Gene Ontology annotation, biological process: protein phosphorylation. The record is from RefSeq and is a predicted model, not a curated record. Gene Ontology annotation, molecular function: protein kinase activity. The transcript is spliced from 2 exons. Lineage: Eukaryota; Fungi; Ascomycota; Eurotiomycetes; Eurotiales; Aspergillaceae.
AUGUCCAAAACGGCGCAUCAAGUCGAGCGCGAAUAUCGUAUCCUGCACGCACUGGAGCAGACUGAGGUUCCAGUACCCAAGGUCUACGUCUUAUGCGAAGAUCCGACGGUAAUCGGCACCGCGUUCUACAUUAUGGAGUUCUUGGACGGCCGAUUUAUCACAGAUCCUUACAUGCCGGGAGUGACAGCGGAACACCGCACGGAGAUGUGGCGGGAUGCAGUGAGAACUCUUGUUAAACUACAUACCCUCGACUAUAAUGCGGUCGGUGUAGGGGGGUUGGGUAAGCAUAGUAACUUCUAUGAUCGCCAGAUUCGAACUUUUACGGCGAUAGCAAAAAGCCAGUCAAAGGCUGUGGACGCCAAAACGAAUGUCCCCAUUGGCAAACUCCCACAUCUGGAGGAAAUUGCGAGCUUUUUCAAGACGAAUCAGCCUCCGGAUCGAUCUACCAUCGUUCACGGCGACUUCAAGAUCGACAAUAUCGUCUUUCACAAAACAGAGCCAAAGGUAAUCGGGGUGUUAGACUGGGAGAUGGCAACCAUCGGGCAUCCUUUAUCAGAUAUUGUUCAUCUGCUGUCUCCCAUCUUCCAAGACUCUGGACCCGGUGCGCCGGUACUCCGUGACCAAACUCGGAACGAUAUACCAGGUCUGCCUAGUCUAGAGCAGUGUUUGAGGUGGUAUUAUGAAUCAGGAUACGAGGCAAAGUCGGACCUCGACUGGGGUAUCGCAUUCGCUCAUUUUCGAGGUUGUGUCAUCGCACAAGGAAUCGCAGCACGAUACGUGACCGGGCAAUCGAAGAGCCCGGGCGCGAAAGAAUGGGCGGACAGCCUUGGUACCAGAGCGCAGAUAAUGUGGGAAACAGUGAAUACGCUGCGCGACAGUUCCACCCGCGAGAAGAAGCUGUAA